AUGCAGGUUUCCAAUCCAAAUGACGUUAAAAUCUACAAUCUUAGUGCUGGAAAGUCACUUCCCGAGUGGCUGUCAGAACGAAAAAUGAGAAAAUUAAAGAAAGACAAUAUAGAAUUCCAGCGUAAAAUUGAACUGAUUCAAGAUUUUGACAUGCCAACAGUUUCACAUAGAGUCAAGGUUACCAAAGAUGGAAAUUAUAUUUGUACAGUGGGCACAUAUAAACCUAGAGUCAGAUGCUAUGAUGUACAUCAGUUAUCUAUAAAGUUUGAACGAGGGUUAGAUGCUAAUGUUACUCAGUUUAUUAUACUAUCAGAUGAUUACUCAAAGAUGGUGUUUCUACAUGAUGAUAGGUAUAUAGAAAUACAUGCUCAAGGUGGUAGAUAUUAUAGAACUAGAAUACCUAAAUUUGGUCGUGAUUUAGAUUUCCACUAUCCUACUUGUGAUUUAUAUAUGGUUGGUGUCAGUGAUGAAAUAUACAGAUUAAAUCUAGAACAAGGUCGUUUUCUAGCUCCAUUAAAAACAGGUGCAGAAGAAAUGUCUUGUUGUCAGUUUAAUCCAGCACAUUAUUUAUUUGCUUGUGGAUCAAAACAGGGUACAGUAGAAUGUUGGGAUCCAAGAACAAGAAUAAAGACUGGUGUUUUAGAUAUAUAUAAAACCUCUCCAAACACAGAAUUUGGGGCAUCUCCAGAAGUUACAGCCAUAAAGUUUCGUGAUGCAUUAACAAUGGCCGUUGGUACACAAACUGGUCAUAUAUUACUCUAUGAUUUGCGCUCACCUAAACCAUUAUUAGUUAAAGAUCACCAAUAUGAAUUACCUAUUAAAAAUAUUGAAUUUAAUCAUCAGUUAGAUUUAGUGUUUUCAAUGGAUACCAAAAUAUUAAAAAUAUGGGAAAGAAAUACGGGUAAACCAUAUACAGCUAUAGAACCUGGUUCAGGUUUAAAUGAUCUAUGUCUAUAUAAUGAUACAGGAUUAUUUUUUAUGGCUAAUGAGGCACCAAAAGUAUUAACUUAUUUCCUUCCGGCAUUAGGUCCAGCUCCUAGAUGGUGUUCAUUUCUAGAUAAUUUAACUGAAGAACUAGAAGAAAGUGAAAGUCUAGUAGUUUAUGAUGAUUAUAAAUUUGUAUCCAGACAAGAAUUAGAUGAAAUGGGAUUAACUCAUUUAAUUGGUUCUAACUUAGUUAAAGCAUACAUGCAUGGAUUUUUUAUGGAUCUACGAUUUUAUCAAAAGGCUAAAGCAUUAAAUCAACCAUUUGCCUAUGAAGAAUAUAAGAAGAAUAAAAUAAAAGAUAAGAUUGAAAGUGAAAGAAAAAGUCGAGUACAAAUUAAGAAAUUACCACAAGUUAAUCGAGAUUUAGCUGAGAAAUUUUUAUCUGAGGAUACUGAGAAGAUUAAAGAUAGGAAAGGAAAGGCUGUACCUAAUCUAUUAAAAGAUGACAGAUUCUCAGCUAUGUUUAAUAAUCCAGAUUUUCAAAUUGAUAAAAGUGCUCACGAAUAUCGUCUGGUGAAUCCUCUAAUAACUAAAUUAGACAAAUCACGACAGAAAAAAAUAGCUGAUCAAAAACAGAUAUCAGAACAGUUUAAUGAAGAAGUAGAAGGUAGACCUAGUGAAGAUGACAGUAGUAGUAGUUCAGAUGAUGAUCGUACAACUCGUAUUGAGAUGAAGAAACAAUAUAGAUUAUUAAAACAAGAGGAAAGAGACAAGAAAAAUGUUGAAGAAGUAGAAGAAAUUAUCUCUAAACCUAAAUUUUAUGAAUUGAAAGAUGAAUCUCAAGGAUUUAAAGUGAAAUUAUCUAAAGAAGAGAAGAGAAAGAGAAGAGAAAUGAAGAGAAGUUUAGCAGAAAGACUAGAACUAGAGAGUGGUAAAGAUAGUUCAUCUGUUAGUAAAUCAGUAGGCAACAUGGAGAUGACUUUUAAACUGAAAAAGAAUGAAAAACAAGAAUUUCAAGAAAAGGCACAGAAAUAUCAUAUGGAUGAAAGAAAAGAACUGGGAAGAUCAGCUAAAGAAAUUACGUCCAGUUUUAAAAAGAAACCUAAAUUCUGGAAUAAUGAAAGAGUGCAAUAA
Molecule: messenger RNA, 2061 nt
Organism: Lottia gigantea (owl limpet)
Lineage: Eukaryota; Metazoa; Mollusca; Gastropoda; Lottiidae
Exons: 19
Coding region: 1-2061 (686 amino acids)
Biological process (GO): maturation of SSU-rRNA from tricistronic rRNA transcript (SSU-rRNA, 5.8S rRNA, LSU-rRNA)
Cellular component (GO): nucleolus; 90S preribosome; nucleus
Molecular function (GO): protein binding
Source: RefSeq, a predicted model, not a curated record